AUGGCCGACACAGACGCACUCCGUGAACGUCGCAAACGAAACUCGAUUGAUAUUCUAGAAGAUGAGGUUCCUCUCACCAAAACCACGACUCAGGUUCCUUCUCCGUCGGCAGAAAAGAAAGCAAAGAAAUCACUUAAUAAAUUAGCAGCCGAUGACGAUGCAGCACCUUUCUCAUUGGUGGACUUAUUGAGAUCGAUUGUUUUUGUACUGGUUGCGAGCUGUGGGUUGAGUUAUGUGGUUACGAGAAAUAGCUACUUUUGGGGAAUGAAGAGACCGAAUUGGACGCAUGGGGAGGUUUUGAAGGGAUAUUGGAAUGGACCUCCCCAAAUAACCGACGCAGAUCUCCCGCGCUUCGAUGGCUCAAACCCGGAUCUUCCAAUCUACCUCGCGCUCAAUGGCACGAUCUAUGAUGUAACGGCUGGACGUAGGCAUUAUGGUCCGGGGGGCAGUUAUCAUUUCUUCGCGGGCGUGGAUGCUACAAGGGCUUUUGUGACGAAUUGUUUUGAGGAGGAUAGGACGCCGGAUUUGAGGGGUGUGGAGGAUAUGUUUUUGCCGGUGGAUGAUGAGGAGACGGAUGCGGAGAUUUUGAAGAAGGUUGGAAAGGGAGGUAUGAAGAAGUUGAGAGAGAGAGAGAGCAGGGAGGCGGCUAAGGGGGUGAGGGAUGCGUUGGGGCAUUGGAUCGGUUUCUUUGAGAAUAGUGGAAAGUAUCCAAAGAUUGGAAAGGUUAAGAGGGAGAAGGGAUGGGAAACUAAGGGAGAGAAACCAAAAUUGUGUGAGAAGGCGCAGAAAGGAAGGAAGAAGAGGACGAUUCCUGAGGGGGGAAUCUAA
This is a messenger RNA of Botrytis byssoidea, 828 nucleotides long. RefSeq lists its product as uncharacterized. Lineage: Eukaryota; Fungi; Ascomycota; Leotiomycetes; Helotiales; Sclerotiniaceae. The record is from RefSeq and is a predicted model, not a curated record. Gene Ontology annotation, cellular component: endomembrane system; membrane. The transcript is spliced from 3 exons. Bases 1 to 828 code for a protein of 275 amino acids.